Molecule: messenger RNA, 726 nt
Organism: Acaulospora morrowiae
Lineage: Eukaryota; Fungi; Glomeromycota; Glomeromycetes; Diversisporales; Acaulosporaceae
Source: the annotation of a GenBank genome assembly
AUGUUGAGAACAUUUUGUAUUCAAAAGAAGAUAAAUGGCUCAGCAGUCAAAAAAGCAUGCAGGAUGUAGAUUUUGAAAGAACGGACAUAUGUUAUGCACCAAUUAUUCAAAGCGGGGGUGAAUAUGACUUCAGAACUUCAGCCCAGUCAAACACGAGUCUUUUGCAUGAGGGUACGAUUCUUUUUUCGCUUGGCGUUAGAUAUAAAUCAUAUUGUUCGAAUGUCGGUCGGACUAUUUUAAUGAACCCGAAUAAGGAUCAAGAGAAAACAUAUGAAUUCCUCUUAGAAAUCCAACGAAGAAUAUUAGAAUGGAUUAAAGAUGGAGUUAAGAUUUGCGAUGUUUACACGAAGGCGACUAGAUACGUCAAAGCUAAACGCCCAGAUCUUUUGGAUAAAUUUGUCAAGAAUCUUGGACACGGGGUAAGUAUUCUAAUUGUAGAAUUUCGUAUCAUUGAAUCUAGUUACAUUCUGGGCCCGAAAAACAACAAAGAAUUCAAGACUGGGAUGGUACUAAAUUUGUUUAUUGGAUUCACCGAUCUGGAAAACCCCAAAGCAACAGAUGAAAAAAGUAAAAUCUAUGCACUUUGGCUAAUAGACACAGUUAGAGUUGGUGCUGAUUCGGUUCAGGUGUUGACAGAAAGUGACAGGAGUUUUAAUAGUAUCUGCUUUUCGUUUAAGGAUGCGAAUGAAAGUAAGCGUCCUGCAAAAGCGGUUGAAACUAAAAGAA